Drosophila grimshawi is the source of this 3377-nucleotide messenger RNA. RefSeq lists its product as uncharacterized. The record is from RefSeq and is a predicted model, not a curated record. Lineage: Eukaryota; Metazoa; Arthropoda; Insecta; Diptera; Drosophilidae. Gene Ontology annotation, biological process: stabilization of membrane potential; potassium ion transmembrane transport. Bases 188 to 3154 code for a protein of 988 amino acids. Gene Ontology annotation, molecular function: potassium ion leak channel activity. The transcript has 7 exons. Gene Ontology annotation, cellular component: membrane.
AAUACAAAUCGAAACACAUAUGUAUAUUAACACACAUCAAAGUGACCAAGUGUAAAAAGUUGCAUUAUCGAAAUAUCCAACAAUUUAAUUCACCUAAAGCGGUUAACUUUCAUAGACAGCAUACAAUUUGUUAUCUCGCUUCAGCUAACCGAACGCCAGGAGCAAACACCAGCAACCCAAAUGCAAGAUGAAUUCGGACCAAAUAAUGCAGAUGCCAUCUGGGCCGCCGCCUGCCUCGCAGAGAGCUACAUGCGGCGAGUUCAGCGGGGACAGGGAGAGCUACGGGGCGACCGGGAAUCUGGGGUAUGGCGGCAUACCGACUACGUCCACCAGCAGUUACGGUUCUUUUGGCGUACUAUCCAGCAUAUCCACAGGGGUGACAGGAACGCCCGCGCUGCCGCUUUUGCUGCCCGUGCCGCCUUUAACCAGCACGUUCAAAACGUCGACGAUUACGAUGCCGACAUCGACUUCGCCAUCGCCAUUGAUCCCGAUGUCGACGCCGACGCCUUCCCCCCUCCUCGCCAUACCGAUGACAACGCCGACUCCGAUUCCGACACCGAAUCCAAUAGCGACAGCAGCGCCGCCGGCGACAUCGCUCUUGCCCAUGUCAAUGGCGACAACAACGCCGAUGCCAACGCAGCUGCUGCCGAUGCCGACGCUGGAGGACAUUGAAGUGGCAACACAGCGGCAGCCACCAUCAGUGGCGCCGCCGCAGCAGCAGCAGCAGCCAGCCGGCAUACUUAAAUACCCAACAGCAUCGACCAUUGGCUAUAUCAGCGAACUGCUGCCACCGCCAGCCCCGCUACUGGGCACCAGUGCCAGCAGUUCCAUAAACAGCAAUUGUGGCACGCUGAAGAGCAACGCAAAACUGCUGCCAUUACAGCUGGUGGGCACCACGACAUCCUCACGACACGGCAAGGAUCCACCUGGAUCCGUUGGAUCGGGAGCGCAGUCACAGCAGCGACAGCGCCGCCAGGGCUGGUGUGCAUGCUUUGGCUCCGGCCCAAAUGCUUCGGAGGCCAAAACGCCACCAGGCUUUGCGAACAAGUCAAAGAAGCGCAAACAAACGGCCCAAACCGUCUGGUCUGCCCUUCUCACAAACCUUGGCAUCUGCAUGCUGCUCCUGGCCUACACUUUGCUCGGCUCUUUCAUAUUCCUAACCAUCGAGAAUGAGGACUCGGCGCUGUUGCAUCAACAGCACACACUGGCAUCCACCAAGCGAAACAUGGCCAUGUCCGGCAGCAUGCACAGCAAUGGGAAUAGCAAUGGCAUCUAUCAACAGCAUAGGUCGCCACAGACGCAGUCACAACAACACCAACAACAACAACAACAGCAGCAUCAGCAGCAGCAGCAGCAAGGACCUCACACCGACAAUGACACGAUGGCCGCUGCAGUUGCCCAGGGGCAGGAUUUGGGGCGUGAGAGAGGCGUCUAUGGACAAGCAUCGAAUGACUUUGUUUAUGGAUUGGAUGAGUCCGAAAUAGAGGCGGGGCAGACACAGUUUGCUUUAUCUCCGGAUACUUAUGAUGUACGACAGCGCACCAUUGAGAAUAUCUGGGACAUAACCGUAUCCCUCAACAUACUCUACAAGGAGAACUGGACAAAAUUAGCCGCACUUGAAAUUGCCAAGUUUCAAGACCAAUUAAUCAAGAGACUGAACGAGGAUGUUAUGCUGCAAUUAUCACACGACGAUGCAACUGGAGGACACUCGCUGGCUGGUGGUCCAGCUAAUGGUGGGGCAGUUGGCGGUGGCGGUGCGGCUGCAGCGGCAGCAUCCAACAAUCCGGCAACGGAAGCUGUGCUUCUGCACACACACUUUCAUCAUCAUCGUCUUGGGGGCGGUGGCGGCGGCGGCGUGGGAGGACCGCCGCAUGAGUGGAAUUUCGCCAAAGCGUUUCUAUAUUCGCUGACCGUUUUGACCACAAUUGGCUAUGGCAAUAUUGCACCACGUACAGCGCUUGGCCGAAUCGUGACGGUGGCAUAUGCAUUCUUUGGUAUACCGCUGACGCUGGUUUAUCUAAGCAGCACCGGCAGCAUACUGGCCAAGGUGGCACGCGAGGUAUUCUCGAAGGCGCUGUGCUGUUGCCUGUGCUCGAACUGCGGCUAUUGUUGCUACGACGAGAAGCGCAUGGCGGAGAAGGAGCGUCGCAUGAAACGGAAGCGGCAGCAGGAGGAGCUGCGCAAACAGCAGGCGGUCAUGCAGGAGCCCUACUAUGUCCGAGAUGUCUAUCAUGCCACGCCCGAGAAGCAAGCAGCUGCUGCUGCUGCUGCUGGUGGUGGUGGUGGUGGUGGUGCAGCUGGUGGAACUGAUGGCGGUGGUGGUGGCAGUAACUGUACACCAACUGGCAUACCGGGACCAGCGUCCAGCAAUGCUGCUGCCAGUGGCGGUGCCAUGGACAUUGAUUCGCUGAGUGCCAGCGAGUCGCGCGGCUCAAUGCACGGACUGAGCAUAUUGGCACCGAUACUGCUCUGCUUCUCAAUGAUGAUCAUCUAUAUUGUAUUUGGGGCGGCGGUGCUGUAUCGUUUGGAGAACUGGCCAAUUAUUGAUGGCAUCUAUUUCUGUUUCAUGAGCCUGUCGACCAUCGGUUUUGGUGAUAUGCUGCCAGGGCUGCGACGCGAUUCGAAUGCAACGACCUGGUUCUGCUCCGUCUACAUAAUGUCGGGCAUGACCCUAACGGCCAUGUGCUUCAAUGUCAUCCACGAGGAGAUCGUCCAUCGCAUCCGCAUCGUUGUCGAGUUCAAAAAGACAAAUGCCGCAACAGCUGCCAGCGCCAGCAGCGGCUCAAUGAUGGAUGUAACGCACGAGGAUGAGACGCCCACAUCGCUGGUGCUGAAGGACUAUGUCAACCAUGAACUGGUACCAAUACUGACCAUGGAUCCGAAUGGUUCCCGUUUGGGUCUGGCACAGCCAACGCCCGCUUAUUCGCCCGCCGCAGCCACCGCCCAAACGACUGGCAAAGUCAAUCCCGUGGAGACAUCAGCGAUCCACGGCAGCGAGAGCAGCCUGAUGGGGUACACAACAACGCUGAGCAGCCCGCUGCUCGAGAGCCAGUCUCAGUCGCAGGCCACCGGACAGGUGUACACACUGGCCGAGGAGACGGAAAUCGAGCUGCAGGCUGUGCACACCGAGAUCGCAACGGUGGAGCGCAUCUAGGGUCUUAGUGCUUGGACAGUCGGACAGUCGGACAAGCGGACAGUAUUAAGUAGUAGCAUUUAGAAUUAGUCAUUAGCUCGUAGAGUGCUCAGUUUAAAGUGUACAAUUUUUUUUUGUGGGCAACGCCCGGUUAAAAAACAAAAUCCAAAGAAAACCUAGCCCUAACUUUGACUAUCAUUGUAUAUAAAAUAAAAAAUAAAAUAAAUAAUAAAAAAAACCAAGA